Molecule: messenger RNA, 301 nt
Organism: Staurois parvus
Lineage: Eukaryota; Metazoa; Chordata; Amphibia; Anura; Ranidae
Source: the annotation of a GenBank genome assembly
UGAAAGAUAAACUUCGAGAUGCACAGAGCAUGCUUAGUGGUUCAGUUUUUGGUCAUCUUUCUGUCGUCUGUAUCUUGUUAUCUCGGAACCCCUUUUGCCUGCCUAUUUUCACCAGGGGUGGACUGACAACUCAUGGGGCCACCGGGCAAUAGGGGAUCAUGGGGCCCCUCUGUCCUCGCCCACACUCAAACCACACCCAAAAUAGCUUAUUAAAGGUACCAGGGGCAUCUCAUGGUGCCCCCUACUGACCCCGGGCCCUCGGGCAGUGCCUGAGUGCUCAAAUGCAGCUCAGUCCGCCCCU